Talpa occidentalis (Iberian mole) is the source of this 1027-nucleotide messenger RNA. It is a transcript of the gene VPS29, whose product is annotated as VPS29 retromer complex component. The coding region runs from base 87 to 647 and encodes 186 amino acids. Gene Ontology annotation, cellular component: endosome; retromer complex. The record is from RefSeq and is a predicted model, not a curated record. Gene Ontology annotation, biological process: intracellular protein transport; retrograde transport, endosome to Golgi. NCBI's taxonomy places the organism in Eukaryota, Metazoa, Chordata, Mammalia, Eulipotyphla, Talpidae. The transcript has 5 exons.
GCUGUGAGCGAGGUGGGCGGGUCGCUGAGAAGCCUGAGGAAGAGGGCGGCGGCGGUUGUGGUGACUGAGCGGAGCCCAGUGACAGGAUGGCUGGGCACAGAUUGGUGUUGGUAUUAGGAGACCUGCACAUCCCUCACCGGUGCAACAGUUUGCCGGCUAAAUUCAAAAAACUGCUGGUGCCAGGAAAAAUUCAGCAUAUUCUCUGCACUGGAAACCUUUGCACCAAAGAGAGUUAUGACUAUCUCAAGACUCUGGCUGGUGAUGUUCAUAUUGUGAGAGGAGACUUUGAUGAGAAUCUGAAUUAUCCGGAACAGAAAGUUGUGACUGUUGGGCAAUUCAAAAUCGGUUUGAUCCAUGGACAUCAAGUCAUUCCCUGGGGAGAUAUGGCCAGCUUGGCUCUGUUGCAGAGGCAGUUUGAUGUGGACAUUCUUAUCUCGGGACACACACACAAAUUUGAAGCAUUUGAACAUGAAAAUAAAUUUUACAUUAACCCAGGUUCUGCCACUGGAGCAUAUAAUGCCUUGGAAACAAACAUUAUUCCUUCAUUUGUGUUGAUGGAUAUCCAGGCUUCUACAGUUGUCACUUAUGUGUAUCAACUAAUUGGAGAUGACGUGAAAGUAGAACGAAUUGAAUACAAAAAAUCUUAAAACCAGGCCUGUCCUGAUGAUUUUUGUUGUUUUUUUUUUUUUUUUUCAUUCCCCUGUUCAAAUCAAGUAAUUAAACAUUUAAGAGCCACAAAAUUGUAUCACUUUUAUAAUAUUUUGCAGUAAAAUAUAUCAUCUUCUGUUAAUACAGUGCUCUAAGCUUCUUGUAAACUAUAAGAAUAUAUUUAGUUUAUGUAUAUGAUUUCUAUGAAAAGAUGUCCACCACACAGUAAUGGUCACGUGUUAUGAAAAAUUUAUCCUUGUAAAUAUCUUCAAAGUUGAUACUUGGGACUUUAUUACAAAAGUAGUGCAUGGGGAGAAAGAUUCUAGACCUUCUUGUAUACAUUUUUCUCUUCUCCAAUAAUAAAGUUACCUUUCAUUUA